GCUAGUGCAGCGGGAGGCCAGAAAGAGAAGUGGGAGCGAAGAGAUAUUAGCAAUCUUCGUCAAAGGAAGGAAAGAGCGGAGCAGGAAAGGAGGAAGAGAAAGGGCUGAAACAGAGGAAUGACCGUUCCACAGAGUUCAGUUUCACACAGAGCCAGUGGACAUGAAAACUACAUGAAUGAGACGUACACAUAUAAUAGACUGAAAUAAUCAUCUCAGCCAGAGUGAAGGAUUCAUUGAGGAAAGCAAAUAUUAUACAACAAGUAAAGGAAAUUUCUCUGCAGAAGGAAAGGUGGUGUUUGAGGGAGCGGACGACCAACUUUAUUACUCUAAUCCAAAAACUAGACUUUCAUACCUGAAAGCAUGAUGAACGGCAAGAUGAGUAUUUCCCGUAAUGGUACCUUGGAGAAACCCGCGUCCCUGCAGACCGCCACGGACCGAGGGGAGCCCGAAACCCCUCACCCGCGCCUCCAUCACACCGGCUCCAUCUCCUCCAGUACUCCGGCAAACGUGUCCAGCUCAUGUGUGGUGGUUCCUCCUCCGUACUCGAUAGCAGGCAGUGCGCUGAACGAGUCUCCCCUGGAGCUGAGGGGCUCUCUGGACUGUUGGGCCUGUUCUGUUCUGGUAACAGCACAGAAUCUGCUCAUCGCCGCGCUCAAUGUGGGUCUGGCUGCGUUUAUCUUCGGCCUCAUCCUCUUGCCUUCGCUCGUCAUGGUCGUGUUUGGCUUCCUCUGCCACUCAACGGUUCAGCACCACGGUACUUCAGUCUACUGUUCAGAUCUCUUGGAUGAUGGAGGCUGUGUGGCUUUACUGGUGGUGGGGUUCCUGCUGCUGGCUCCGCUCCUGGUUCUGGCUCUGGCCGCUUACUGCAGGAUGGCACGCCACCUCCAGCUGGGCCUGUGCUUCAUCCCCUACAGCCGUGCUGUCUACAAGAACCUGCCUGCAUCACGCCAUGGAGGCCUGGGGGGCUGCUGUGGCCAGCAGGGGGCAGGAGAGAGCGAGGGAAAGGGUAGCGUGUGGGUUUGAGCAGUUUAAAAAACCUUACAAAAACCAACCUGGUGAAUAUAAUGUGAUUAGACAUAGCAAUAGGUCACAUACAGAGAACCAAAUAGUGCCAAUAUGUCAAUACAAGCAGUGCCAUGAUCUCAGCAGUUUUGUUCAACUGAAUUUUUACAAAUUGUGCAUUUAAUUCAUUAAUGUCAGACUCUUUUUAGCUGUGCUUUUGCUGGGAUGUUUUUCAGUCAUUUUUAACUGGAUCAACCUAUAGACCUUAGUCAGGGUAACACCAUAUUUCAUUUUUGACAGGAAUGAAAACAAGGCUGUGAGGGAUUGAAGUGCAGUGCGUUCAGUGGAUUUUACUGUUGUUUAACAGCAUAAAGAUUUUUCAGCUGACAAAACAUCUUUUUCGGUAGACAUAAGUUUUGAGAGUUGUGAAAAUUACAUGAUCUAGGAUCUUUAUACAGUCUGUGGCAUUGUAAAGACUAUAAGGCUUAUGAUGCAUGGGGUAACUUUUUGAGCAAUGUUGCCGGGCAAUGUUGCUUGGGCACUUUCCCAUUGAGAAUAGGCAAUACAUUUCUAUCUGGAUACUAUCUGUGUCUCACCUGGUUGCCCGUUAACAUCAACAUUGCCCAAAAAGUUACCCUGUGUAUCAUCAGCCUAAGUCUAUCCCCGCAGCCUUGGUUUCAUGUGUUAAAUUCAAUAUGGCAUCUAUAAAGUCUGUAAGAUGAUGAAAAAGUGGGGAACUAUUUUUAAAAAUGAAAUUGAUAUUUUAAUGUUGUUCCUUUGUAACAUGUGUUUGCAUUUUUACUAUUGUAGGGAUUUUUUGUGUAUUUAACAUGAAUAAGUAACUAUCAAGCCAUUGUAAAAAAUGUUCUUAUUGCUGCACAAACACCUCUUACAACUUAUAAAUUAAAUAAAACAUUCCCACCACAAAUGUAUGAAA
Sinocyclocheilus grahami is the source of this 1939-nucleotide messenger RNA. Its product is annotated as transmembrane protein 88-like. Gene Ontology annotation, cellular component: plasma membrane. The transcript has 3 exons. NCBI's taxonomy places the organism in Eukaryota, Metazoa, Chordata, Actinopteri, Cypriniformes, Cyprinidae. The record is from RefSeq and is a predicted model, not a curated record. Gene Ontology annotation, molecular function: PDZ domain binding. Bases 361 to 1023 code for a protein of 220 amino acids.